Molecule: messenger RNA, 1285 nt
Organism: Mandrillus leucophaeus (drill)
Lineage: Eukaryota; Metazoa; Chordata; Mammalia; Primates; Cercopithecidae
Gene: AUH
Product: AU RNA binding protein/enoyl-CoA hydratase
Exons: 9
Coding region: 1-744 (247 amino acids)
Biological process (GO): fatty acid beta-oxidation
Cellular component (GO): mitochondrion
Molecular function (GO): enoyl-CoA hydratase activity
Source: RefSeq, a predicted model, not a curated record
AUGUGUACGUUUUGUUGUCUUCAGUUUAACUCAGUUGCAAACGAGAACCAUACCCACCCUGACUCAGUGGAAGGAAUUGUGGUGCUUGGAAUAAACAGAGCUUAUGGCAAAAAUGCACUCAGUAAAAAUCUUAUAAAAAUGCUAUCAAAAGCUGUGGAUGCUUUGAAAUCUGAUAAGAAAGUACGGACCAUAAUAAUCAGGAGUGAAGUCCCAGGGAUAUUCUGUGCUGCUAAUCUUCCAGUACCAACAAUUGCAGCAAUAGAUGGACUCGCUUUAGGUGGUGGUCUUGAACUGGCUUUAGCUUGUGAUAUACGAGUAGCAGCUUCCUCUGCAAAAAUGGGCCUGGUUGAAACAAAACUGGCAAUUAUUCCUGGUGGAGGGGGAACACAGCGAUUGCCGCGUGCCAUUGGAAUGUCCCUGGCCAAGGAGCUCAUAUUCUCGGCGCGAGUCCUCGAUGGCCAAGAAGCCAAAGCAGUGGGCUUAAUCAGCCACGUUCUAGAACAGAACCAAGAGGGAGAUGCUGCCUACAGAAAGGCCCUGGACCUGGCCAGAGAGUUUUUACCUCAGGGACCUGUUGCAAUGAGAGUGGCAAAAUUAGCAAUUAAUCAAGGGAUGGAGGUCGAUUUAGUAACAGGGUUAGCCAUAGAAGAAGCUUGUUAUGCUCAGACCAUUCCAACGAAAGACAGACUUGAAGGUCUUCUUGCCUUUAAAGAGAAAAGGCCCCCUCACUAUAAAGGAGAAUAAAAGGAAGAGAAAUUCUUAAGAUGCCAAUGUACUAAAUGUACUUCUGGAAGUGUCUUUCGGGUCCACUGUAUGCCUCAGCACAUGGAAUCUCAAUGACCAAAGUGAAGAGCAAAUUAUUCAUAUAGUGUAGCAAGCAUCUGGAAUGGACCCAUCCGUGUACUUCAUUCAAAUGUGUAAAUGUCAUAUUCAUUCAGAUUUGUAAAGCUAGUAGUGUAUAUUGUCAGAAACAGAAUCUAAGUUAGAUAUACAUUUUUAAAUAUUUACUGCAUAUGCGGCUUUCUGUUCUUAAUUUUUUAAUGUGAAUAAUUUAUAUAUUGCACAUUCUAGGGAAUAAUAUUGAUUGUAUGUCUACUGUGCUGCAUUAAGAAAAUAAAAUUUCUAUAUACCAAAAAUGUGAAGUUAUACCAAAUAAAGUUUCUAAGUAAUUAAUGCAUACGAACAGAUACAUAUACAUAUAUCUAAACCUGAAAAAUGAACUGAUAGAUAUUCUGAGUGAAAACUACCUAACACAAAUAAAGUCAGUGAAAAGAAAACAUGGGAA